Messenger RNA from Papilio machaon (common yellow swallowtail), 718 nucleotides. Its product is annotated as chromatin complexes subunit BAP18. Lineage: Eukaryota; Metazoa; Arthropoda; Insecta; Lepidoptera; Papilionidae. The coding region runs from base 117 to 590 and encodes 157 amino acids. The record is from RefSeq and is a predicted model, not a curated record. Gene Ontology annotation, cellular component: MLL1 complex; NURF complex. The transcript is spliced from 5 exons.
CUAUCGGCUCGGCAUUAAAAUUAGAAAAAGCUUUUUAAUGGAUUGAUAGUAAUUACGUUUUGUUCUAAGGAUUUUUCUUCUUAAAAUCCCGUUUAAAUAUUCGAUGAAAAACAACCAUGAAUAAUUCUGCGAUAAAAGUUGCGGAAAUAUUCAACGAGGCUGGGACAGCAUUUAAAAAGCUGUCAGAGAUGACAAUGAUGCUGCAUCCAGUGAACGAUGCACAGCCUGGUGGCAAAUGGAGUGAUGAAGAAGUGGAAAUGUUGAGGGCCUGCAUACAUCGCUUUGCUGUGGACCUGAAUCAGCUCAGUCUGCAUAUUAAAAACAGGACAAUUUCCCAAAUAAAGAGGACGUUGAAAAAGAAGGCGUUUGAGGACGCGGGCAUCCCGCUGCGCGAGGUAAGCAGCACGGUGACCAGCCAGCAGCUGCCGGAGCCGCAGGUAGAGCCAACCAACAUCGAGCCCCGAGUGUUAGGAACAAACCCAGAGGUGACACUGAACAUGCUGAACGCGACUGGGACGGAGGGGGAGGAGGAGAUCGGGGGCAUUGACCUCGAGUUCGAGCCAGUCAGCAACGAUGAUGUGGCCACAUGAAAUAUGUACAGCCUCAAUUUCUGCUAAAGUGUCUCUCACAGAGCCACUUUGGCAGAACAUUGAGACAACAAAGCAAACGCGAAACAUGUUUCAUUACACUACAUUUCCACUGCGGAUACUUCUACACU